Molecule: messenger RNA, 3424 nt
Organism: Phragmites australis (common reed)
Lineage: Eukaryota; Viridiplantae; Streptophyta; Magnoliopsida; Poales; Poaceae
Product: serine/threonine-protein phosphatase BSL1 homolog
Exons: 21
Coding region: 142-2829 (895 amino acids)
Biological process (GO): brassinosteroid mediated signaling pathway
Molecular function (GO): protein binding; phosphoprotein phosphatase activity
Source: RefSeq, a predicted model, not a curated record
CCCUACUGCCGUGCCCCUCGGCCGUCGUCUCCCCGUCCAUUUCCGAAUUCCAGCUGCGCUGCCCCCUCGGCUCCUUGGAUCCCACGCUGCGGCGGCGGCUGAGGCUUAGGGUUUUGGGCCGCGGCAAGGAGGGAGGAGCGGAUGGGGACGGCGGGGAAGGGCGCAUGGGUGGUGCCGGCGCCAGCGUACAGGGAGGUGGAGGGGUGGGAGGGCGUGGGCGACGACGCGCCGGGGUUCAGGUGCGGCCACUCGCUCACCGUCGUCGCGCCCACCAAGGGGCACGGCCCGCGGCUCAUCCUCUUCGGCGGCGCCACCGCCAUCGAGACCGGCGCGUCCUCGGGCCUCCCAGGCAUCAGGCUCGCGGGGGUGACGAACUCGGUGCACUCUUACGAUGUCGAGAAGCGAAGGUGGGCAAGGUUACAUCCCUCUGGAGAGCCUCCAUCACCGAGGGCCGCGCAUGCUGCAGCUGCUGUGGGCACCAUGGUUGUUUUCCAGGGUGGGAUUGGACCAGCAGGGCACUCCACGGACGAUCUCUAUGUCCUUGACCUCACAAACGACAAGUUUAGAUGGCACAGGGUCGUUGUUCAGGGGGCUGGGCCUGGUCCUCGCUAUGGUCAUUGCAUGGAUUUGGUAGUCCAGCGUUAUCUUGUCACAGUUUCUGGAAAUGAUGGAAAGCGGGUCCUGUCAGAUGCUUGGGCUUUGGACACAGCACAAAAACCAUAUAGGUGGCAGAAACUUAACCCUGAAGGCGAUAGACCUUCAGCGAGGAUGUACGCUACUGCUAGUGCACGCUCUGAUGGCAUGCUUUUACUUUGUGGUGGAAGGGAUGCUUCUGGAACGCCACUUUCUGAUGCUUAUGGACUACUAAUGCAUACAAAUGGCCAGUGGGAGUGGACUCUAGCUCCAGGGAUAUCUCCAUCUCCAAGAUAUCAGCAUGCAGCUGUUUUUGUUGGUGCUCGGUUGCAUGUUACUGGAGGUGUCCUUAGAGGAGGGAGAGCUAUUGAAGGAGAGGGUGCAAUAGCAGUCCUGGACACCGCUGCUGGAGUUUGGCUGGAUAGAAAUGGCAUUGUGACUUCUCGCACUUUAAAGUCAUCUAAUGAGCAUGAUGCUUCUUCGGAUCUACUUCGUCGCUGUCGUCAUGCAGCCGCCUCUGUUGGUUCUCAGAUAUACAUUUAUGGCGGACUGAGGGGAGAUAUCCUCCUAGAUGAUUUCCUUGUUGCCGAAAAUGCACCUUUCCAAUCAGAAAUUACUUCAUCUAUGUACAAUGCUGAUAGAGUCCCGAGGGCAGAAAAUCAAAAUAGAAAUCAUAACUUUAAUUCAGAUUCUCCUGUCCAGCAAUCUACAAAUAACAGACAAGCGACAGCUCCUGGUUUCAGUGUGGACACGAAGUCAAUUGACAUGUUGACAAAGGCUUCAGCUGCCGAAGCUGAAGCUGUUAGUGCUGCAUGGCGAGCUGCUAAAGAAGCAUCUGCAGCAUCUUCAGAAGACAGUCUUUCAGAGGGAAUAGGAUCUGAGUCCCCACUGAGUGAAACUUCACCAAUGCCUGAAGAUUUAGAAGAAGGGGGCUCCCUAGAACCAGAUGUGAAACUACAUUCUAGAGCAGUUGUAGUUGCUAAAGAAGCAGUAGGAGAUUUAGGAUGUUUGGUCCGACAGCUUUCUCUAGAUCAAUUUGAGAAUGAAAGCAGACGAAUGCACCCUUCAAGUAAUGACCAAUCAUAUCCAGGCAGGAGAGCUUUAAAUAGACAAAGGUCCCCACAAGGUUUGCAUAAGAAGGUUAUUUCGUUCUUACUUAAGCCAAGGAACUGGAGAGCGCCUGCUGAUAGGACCUUUUUCCUUGACUCUUACGAAGUUGGCGAGCUAUGCUAUGCUGCUGAGCAGAUUUUUAUGCAAGAACCAACUGUUUUACAAUUAAAAGCACCAAUUAAAGUAUUCGGUGAUCUUCAUGGGCAGUUUGGGGACCUAAUGCGCCUUUUUGAUGAAUAUGGUUUUCCAUCGACUGCUGGUGACAUAACGUAUAUUGACUAUCUCUUCUUGGGAGACUAUGUUGACCGAGGCCAGCACAGCUUGGAAACAAUAACUUUGCUUCUUGCUCUUAAAAUAGAGUACCCUGAAAACGUGCACUUGAUUAGGGGAAAUCAUGAGGCUGCUGACAUCAAUGCUCUGUUUGGUUUCCGCCUUGAAUGCAUUGAAAGAAUGGGUGAAAGUGAUGGUAUAUGGGCUUGGACGAGAUUCAAUCAACUUUUUAAUUAUCUCCCGCUUGCGGCCAUGAUAGAAAAGAAAAUCAUUUGCAUGCAUGGUGGCAUUGGAAGGUCAAUAAACACCUUGGAGCAAAUCGAGAAACUUGAAAGGCCUAUCACAAUGGAUGUUGGGUCCAUUAUCCUCAUGGACCUUUUAUGGUCUGAUCCUACAGAGAAUGAUAGUGUAGAGGGUUUGAGACCAAACGCACGAGGACCAGGCUUGGUAACAUUUGGGCCUGAUCGAGUGACAGAGUUCUGUAAGCGAAACAAAUUGCAAUUGAUCAUAAGAGCCCAUGAGUGUGUUAUGGAUGGGUUUGAGCGUUUUGCUCAUGGACAAUUGAUCACUUUAUUUUCAGCAACUAAUUAUUGUGGUACUGCAAACAAUGCUGGGGCCAUACUUGUGGUUGGCAGGGGAUUAGUCAUUGUACCGAAAUUAAUUCAUCCGCUACCACCACCUGUUAAUUCGCCUGAGUCCUCCCCUGAGCGGGGGGAUGCCACAUGGAUGCAGGAACUUAACAUUCAACGGCCACCUACUCCAACCAGAGGGCGGCCACAAGCUGCCGGUGAUAGGAAUUCUCUUGCUUAUAUAUGAUACAUGACAACCGCCUCAAGCUUAUGGAUCUGUUGUUUGUAAUCAGAAAUUUCUUUCCAGUUUCAAGGUACAUAUGUUAUACCUCAGAAGAACAAUCAACCGACAAGGCAUUAUGGAUGCAUUUGUGAAAAGUUCCCUGGUAGUCCAUAGCCAUGCAUGGGUGUGACUUCAGCUCCCCACUGGGAGGCAACAUGAUAGCAUUUCAGAUCACAAGCGACAUUAUAUGCUUCCCAAUCUGAUUCGGACUCUCUCUGCUCCAUUUUUUUGGGAGGGAAGAAUGCAGUACUCAUGCACCAUAGCCAAGUCUGGUGUAACUUGCAAUCAUAGGUCACCUAUAACUGUAGUGUACAUGGUUAGACCGUUGUUCAUUCUGACUUUCAGAGUAAGAAGGCUUGCAAUGUUUGUAUACCAUGCCGCAGCGUAGGACGCUGUAUACUAUACCAGUUACCAGAUUCUGAGUUAGAUUGCCCGCAGGGAUUUGAGGCUUUUCAUUUGCUCUUUUGCGGAGCUUGAAUGUUUCUAAGUGAACUGUCUUGUGAAUUAUUGAAUUUAUUUAUAGGUUUCUGCGCAAUAAUUAUGUUGUGCUUAAGUUCAA